ACAGUGACAUAAAAAGAACCGAACAGAAACUUCAAGCAACCGCCGAGGAUUAUCACGUCUUUUUGUGUUGAUUAAAUAAACAAUUAAAUACUCGAAGAGUAUAAAGUUUCAGUACAAAAAAUAAAAACUAAAUUAAAAAUAAAAUGGGUGUCGAUAUCUUGGGUUUCGCGUACGCCGCUACCGUCGCUGCCGGUGGAAUUAUGGGUUACGCUAAAGCAGGAUCUAUACCGUCCUUGGGAGCUGGUCUCAUCUUCGGUUCCAUUUUAGGUGUUGGAGCAUACCAGCUCAGUCAAGACGCCUCAAACUACACUCUCAUGUUGGGCACCACGUCUGCUCUCGGCGGUCUUAUGGGUUACAGGUACUACAACAGCAGGAAGUUCAUGCCAGCAGGUCUAGUUUUCUGUCUGUCCGUUGGUAUGCUGGCUAAAAUAGUCUUCAAACAUGUUGGUGCACAAACCCCGCUCGCUACGAAAGGAUAAUCACGAUAAUAAACCUUUUUAUUUCCAAACUCUUUGGGCAACAUUCGAUGAAAUUUGAAAAUAGAAGAGAAACUGGCCUGAAAUGAAAUAAAAAGGUUUUAUUUUUUAAGUGAACCAGUGAUUACAUUUAUUUGAAAUGGUUUGGACUGUUAUUUGAAUACAUUUUUUUUUCAAUGUUAAAAUGUCUGUAACUUUAUUUUUAAAUUUACCUAUGAUACGUUUUUGUAUAUUUUGUAGGGUAGAUAUGGCGCUGCACAAAAUAAGUGCAAUAAUAGGCAUGAUGACAGUAAUCAAAAAUCAUUAAAAUAAUAUAUUUAUUAAAUUAAACUUGAAGCUUGGAAUAUAAAACGCGCAUUGUUUUCUUUAUUAAUAAUGUGAUUAAUAUGUAUUUUGAUAAAAUAAAAUUACGAAAUAAGGCAAUCCGCCAUGAUAUCUUGAACACCAAUCAGAGCUCGUGACGUCAUUUCUCAAAACAACUCGCGCGAAAGCGCGCGAACGUCACAUUUCGUUAUUGUGAACUUCCACUGCGAUCUUUGUUUUUAAUUAAUUAAUUGUUUAUAACACGAGUUAUGGAGCCCGGAUUAAGUUAAUUUGCCUAGAAUUGAUAUCAUAAUGCUGGGAAAGUUUUUGGCAUCAAAUAAAGAUUUUUGUUCAGCUGAAUUUAGAAAUGUUAAAACUUCCACGUAAGUAUACUAGUUUAAUUAAAAAACAAUGAGAGAUGAAACCUAACCUCGAAAUAGUUAUUUACAUUAUAAACUAUGCUAGAAUCUAGAGAACUAUGUAAUAACUUACAUCAAAGUGAUCUUCACAAAAAUAAAGUUGUACCCUGGGCAAUAUUGCUUUUGAAUCUCGCCUUGCAAGUUUAAGCCACUUGUUUCGUAUUUUUUUAUUGUGAGGAACGUACACAAAUAACUCAUCAGGAGUUGUUUUGGAUGUGUUCUUACACUGGGGGACCCCACAACACCUAUGCCCUUUCGAAUUCAUUAUUUAAUAACACAAAAAACUUAAUUAUUGCACGAGCGUUGUUUACUUGCGUCUUGUAAUUUCAGUCGUGACGUCACAAGUGACGACAUGACACUGACAAGCGUUUUCGCGCCGGAUUCAAAGUGGACAGAGAAAAAUGCAAUUAUUUGAUAAAAAAACUUCGCAUUUUCUUAAAAUUAAUAAUUUUUCAUAUAAAAUAGAGGUAUACCUACAUCAUACAAAGGAAUUUAAAAAUUUGUCAUCAUGCCUAUUAUGUGUUCAAUUGUUUGCGUUGACAGUUUAAUUUAUACCCAUUGUUUAUACCGAUUUUGUAAAACUUAGUUAGGUACAAGUUAAGUAUGAUUUUGUAAAUGGUGUUGGGAA
Molecule: messenger RNA, 1826 nt
Organism: Helicoverpa zea (corn earworm)
Lineage: Eukaryota; Metazoa; Arthropoda; Insecta; Lepidoptera; Noctuidae
Product: transmembrane protein 14C
Exons: 4
Coding region: 144-479 (111 amino acids)
Biological process (GO): regulation of heme biosynthetic process
Cellular component (GO): mitochondrial membrane
Source: RefSeq, a predicted model, not a curated record